Messenger RNA from Metarhizium album ARSEF 1941, 816 nucleotides. Its product is annotated as 60S ribosomal protein L16 precursor. Gene Ontology annotation, biological process: mitochondrial translation. Gene Ontology annotation, molecular function: structural constituent of ribosome; rRNA binding. The transcript has 2 exons. Lineage: Eukaryota; Fungi; Ascomycota; Sordariomycetes; Hypocreales; Clavicipitaceae. The record is from RefSeq and is a predicted model, not a curated record. Bases 1 to 816 code for a protein of 271 amino acids. Gene Ontology annotation, cellular component: ribosome; mitochondrial large ribosomal subunit.
AUGGCGGCUCUCACCCCGUCAGCAUUCCUCAAUGCCUUCCAGGCGCUGAGGAUUCGCGCUUCGACACCCCUGCGACAGAGUCAAACUCCCAUUGUGCGAUCAUCAAGGACCUCGGAAGCGGCAAACCGGAUUCAGUAUGUGCGGGCCUUUUCAACCACCUCCCCCGUCCUCGGAACGUGGCUGGAACCGAGUUUGAAUAGAAAGAAGAAGAUGGCAAAGGGUCGACCGCGGGUGGCCACGGGCGGAUCAACAAAGGGGACCACUGUCAUUUGGGGUGACUAUGGUCUGCGCAUGAUUGACCACCACAGGAGAAUCAGCGCCAAGCAAUUGAAAAUGGCCGAAGACACAAUCAAAGUGCGACUAAGAGGCGAAAAAUACCGACUUUACAAGCGAAAGUGCUGCAACGUCGGUGUCUACGUCAGCGGUAAUGAGGUCAGCAAAAGUUUUGCGCCAGGUGAGCGAUGGAACGGUGUUCUAACAUUUUUCCAGAUGCGUAUGGGUAAAGGUAAAGGUUCUUUUGACCACUGGGCGACGAGAAUGGCCGUGAGUCAGGUGCUUUUUGAGAUCAGGGGGCGAAUUCACGAGCAGAUUGUGAGGGAUGCUUUCCGUCUUGCAGGAAAUAAGUUGCCGGGCCAGUGGGAGUUUGUCAAGAAGGGCGACGCUCCGGUUGUUGGAAUUACAAGGCUGGAUGGAGUGACUUUGGAGGACCUGAAGCGGCCGAGGAGACAAACCUCACCUGCGGAGUUGCUUCAGGCAUCUGCCCCUGGGACUUUUACGGACGCUGGUAUCACGAGUGACGCUUCUCGUUCGCCAUAG